AUGCAACUAGACAUAGUCAUCAUCGGAGCUGGCCUCGGAGGACUCUCGGCCGCGAUCUGCCUGGCAAGGAAAGGCCACAAAGUCAAGGUGCUGGAGAGAAAUGCAGGUCUUUCGGAAUACGGCGCAGGCAUCCAACUCAGUCCCAACGCGACAAGGAUACUUGAUUCAUGGGGCUUGAGCUCGGAGUUUCGAGAGUACUGUAACCUCCCGGCAUGGUCGGUGGCCAGGAGAUACAAUGACAACGCCAAAAUCGGCAUGAGCUCCCAAAAUCCAGAUGCGUCCGAGAUAUACGGGCACCCAUACUGGCAGAUUUACCGGCCGGAUUGUCAGCGGAUUUUGGCCGACGGGGUUCGAAAGGCUGGUGCCACGAUUGAAUAUAGCAGUGAGCUCCAGAAGGUGGAUGCGGAGCAAGGCAAAGUCCACCUGAUGGACGGAAGAACAAUCGAAGCAGAUCUUGUUGUGGGUGCCGACGGCAUACGAUCAAAGACGCGGGGAUUCAUCAUCGGCAAUGAGAAGAUAGAACCAGUCCCACUGGGAGAAUUCAACUAUCGUGCCAUGAUACCAGCCGAGGCAAUGCUGAGAGACGAAGACACGGCAAAGCUGAUGGCUAGUACAGAAACCCAUGCAUGGUUCGGACCAGGUCGAUUCAUUGUCGGCUAUGCGAUAUCGAAUAACAGGUUUUUCAAUCUCGCCAUGGUGUCACCAAGGGACGACGACACGCCAGUGACAUCGUGGAAUCAGCCGGGUGACAUCGAAGAGCUCCGAGCCGAGUUCAGCACUUUCAACCCCCUCGUACGAAAGUUGACUGGUUUCGUAGAGAAAUGUGCAAAGUGGACGAUAGCUGAGAUCCCCGAGCUAAGCACAUGGUCAAGCCGGUCUGGUAGGACAGUGCUCCUUGGCGACGCGGCGCAUGCGAUGUCACCACACGCGGCACAGGGGGCUGCCAUGGCUAUGGAAGAUGCAGCCGUGCUCGGCGAGCUCCUAUCCAGGCUGAACAGCCUAGACGAUCUUCCUUGUCUCGCCGGCCUGUAUGAACGACUUCGGAAGCCGCGUGUAGCUCGUGUUGCGACGAUAGCGAAGGACAAUGGUAGUUCCUGGAUGUUGCCCGAUGGACCUGAGCAGGUAGCUCGUGAUGAUCGGUUCAGGAAGGUUACCGACGAUUAUAUGCGUGGACUUCGUGAGGUCGGUCGCGAAUUGAUGGUGGCAAAACUGAGAGUGCCAGCGGACAUGGAUGCGAGGUGGCCGCAGCCUGCCGUGAUGAUGUGGCUGUAUGGCUACGAUGCGAGUGAGGCGAUCCAGGGUUCCGAAAAUAGUAAAUGGUAG
This is a messenger RNA of Exophiala oligosperma, 1323 nucleotides long. RefSeq lists its product as uncharacterized. The record is from RefSeq and is a predicted model, not a curated record. Gene Ontology annotation, molecular function: monooxygenase activity; FAD binding. The transcript has 3 exons. The coding region runs from base 1 to 1323 and encodes 440 amino acids. Lineage: Eukaryota; Fungi; Ascomycota; Eurotiomycetes; Chaetothyriales; Herpotrichiellaceae.